Molecule: messenger RNA, 1067 nt
Organism: Umbelopsis ramanniana AG
Lineage: Eukaryota; Fungi; Mucoromycota; Umbelopsidomycetes; Umbelopsidales; Umbelopsidaceae
Exons: 1
Coding region: 176-802 (208 amino acids)
Biological process (GO): ribosomal small subunit assembly; translation
Cellular component (GO): ribosome
Molecular function (GO): rRNA binding; structural constituent of ribosome; mRNA binding
Source: RefSeq, a predicted model, not a curated record
CCAGCAGUGUCAUGAGAUAUGCCUGACUAUUGCCUCCCGUUGCUCAUCUCGAAUGCCAGCAUUUACGCCACUGGACUGCUUUUCGCUUUGAUGACGCCAGCAAAUUUUUUUAGGUGCAGUGAUUUUUGGGCCUGGAAAUUUUUGUUGGCGAAAUCGAUUCAAACGCAAAACAACCAUGGCAGCAUCAAUGUGGAAUAGCGUUCGCGCCUUGACACGAUCGGCUGCGCAAAACACCUUUACACACCCAUCAGCAUUACCUUCCCGAUUCUUCUCUUCUCAAGCAUGCCGAUUGAGUGAAGUGUCACCCAUUGAAGCAGCAGCCGCCGAGUUGGCAGCUGGCGAACUGGACCAAGCCGCUGAACAGGAAUUCACUCGCCAGAAUCCUAUUGUCUCACAACUGGUCAACACCAUCAUGCGCGACGGCAAAAAGGCUCGUGCUCAACGCCUUGUAUCCGAUGCAUUGGCUGAUAUUCGAGUCAAGACCAACACAGACCCUUUAUUGGUGUUGACAGAAGCCAUUGAAUCAGCUUCGCCCAUGUUGAAACUCACAUCAGCCAAGAAAGGUUCCAAGGUGGUUCACGUUCCUACUGCACUUCGAGAGCGACAAAGACGACGAAAGGCUAUUGUUUGGAUUUUGGAAGGUGCCGCGAAACGUCCCGAAAAAACCUUUGAAGCUAGACUCAGUGGUGAACUUUUGUCGGUCAUCAAUGGUGCCAGCUCAGCUCUGACCAAGAAGAACUCUCUUCACAAAAUGGCCUUGGCCAACCGUGCUAAUGCUCAGGUGUCCUACAACAUGCGAUAGUUUGUUUAUUCCCGAGUCAUGGGAGACUGAGAGAACAAGACACCAUUCAAUUCCGAAAACACACUAACGUCUUCUAUCUGAUUGAUCCCGAAGCUAAUGUACAGUACAAUUUGAUGUGGAUUUUUUAUUAAAAGCAAAUUAUAAAAUAAAAGCACAAUAGAAUUAUUUUUUUCCUUAGACCCGCAAUCACGCCCUUAGCAUGCCCCCUUCAUAUCAGCUUUUUAAUAUGUAUACUUUAGUAUGGUGUGUGCAAUUAAUGUUGGCC